AUCUUCGUCCCACAGCCCACAAACCCUCGGCCACAUCUAAGCCAAUGACAGGACGAACGGGACGGUUUCAGCCAAUGACAGAGGAGUGUGAGUCCACACUGGUUUAGGCGACGCCGACCAUGGACUGGAGCGGUGUCCUUCUCGGUGUUGCGAAGUUUUAACGUUUUGUAUCAAUUCCAGCAAGAUACGGGGUUAGCGGCCCAGAGGAAUCAUGGGGGAAAUAGAGGGUUCGUAUCGGGUUCUACAGACCCCCGGCACAAGGCUGGGAGCCCAGUUCAACGCCGGUAUCAGCACGCUGGAGCCCGGCCAAAGCCUCAGUGGCAACAUGGUUGGCGGGAGCAAAAGCCACGGGCUGGGCCUCCAGAUCCGUGUGCAGGGACUGGACGACUCCCAGGAGCUCUUCAUCAUAGACCCAAAACUUCCUGGACAGAACCUCCUCUCUGAGGUUUUCCACAGGGGUAACCUCAUUGAAAGUGAUUACUUUGGCGUCGAGUUUCAGAACAUGCAAAUGAAUUGGGUAUGGCUGGAACCGACAAAGCCCAUUGCAAGACAAGUCAAAAGACCAGCGAAUACGCUGUUCCGACUUUCUGUGAAGUUCUUUCCCCCUGACCCCGGUCAACUGCAAGAAGAGUACACCAGGUAUUUAUUCUCCCUGCAGAUGAAGAGAGAUCUGAUGGAGGGCAGGUUGAUCUGUACAGAAAAUACUGGAGCGCUGCUGGCCUCACACAUUGUUCAGUCGGAGAUCGGAGACCAUGAUGACGCUGCAGACAGGGAGUUCCUGAGAGCAAACAAACUAUUGCCUUAUCAAGACAAAGUGCAAGAGAGAAUUAUGGAGUUCCACCACAGGCACCUUGGCCAGACUCCUGCUGAAUCAGAUUUCCAGAUUCUGGAGAUUGCUCGUAAACUGGAAAUGUACGGUGUCCGCUUUCACCCAGCAGCUGACCGAGAAGGCACCAAGAUCAAUCUGACUGUUGCUCAUAUGGGCCUUCAGGUCUUUCAGGGCAACACGAAAAUAAACACCUUUAACUGGUCCAAGAUUCGCAAACUGAGCUUUAAGAGAAAACGCUUCCUCAUAAAACUCCACCAAGAAGUCCAUGGGCCGCAUCAAGACAUUCUUGAGUUUAUGAUGGCCAGUCGUGACCAGUGUAAAAACUUCUGGAAGAUCUGUGUGGAGUACCAUUCGUUCUUCCGUUUGUUUGAUCAACCGGAACCCAAAACCAAAGCAAUCCUCUUUACACGAGGUUCCUCCUUCAGAUACAGUGGAAGGACCCAGAAACAGCUUGUGGAGUAUGUUCGGGAGAACGGAGCAAAGAGAACCCCUUAUCAGAGGAAGAACAGCAAAGUAAGAAUGUCUGCUCGCUCCUUUACCUCUGACAUGCCAAAACAGACCUUGUCGUUCAGUGACAGUCCCAGAGCCCCUUGCUCCCUUUCCUCCACCGCCGAGUCCUUCCUCCCUGCACACAUGACCCGGAUCUUUCCGCGAACUGAGCUACAACCUCAGCUCCAACCUUUCUCUGCACUCAGCCCGUCUCCAGCAGCGCAACAGCCGCCGCAGUCCCCGGCGGGAGCAGCCAGACCCCCCAGCCCUCCGAAGGAAGACUUCGUCAAGGCCGUUCCCCCGUCGCACUUCACUCUUCAAGAUUCAGUAAUGGACAAUCCUCAGCUCUCGCCCCUCACCUCCAAGGGUCCCCUCAGCCUGUCGCCUUCCUUCCAAAUGUCGACCCUCAGCCUGCCCAGCCAGGCCCCGUCUCCCCUGCAGAGCCCCAUCCUGAGUGAGGUGGGCAGCACUGCCAGGCUAGAGGAGGAGGAGGAGGGCAGGAGGAAGCGGUAUCCCACCGACAAGGCCUACUUCAUUGCCAAAGAGAUUCUGACCACAGAGCGAACGUACUUGAAAGACCUCGAGGUCAUCACCGUGUGGUUCCGUAGCGCUGUGAUCAAAGAAAACGCCAUGCCCGAGGGCCUCAUGACGCUCCUCUUCUCCAACAUCGACCCCAUCUACGAGUUCCACCGAGGAUUCCUGAAGGAGUUAGACCAGAGGCUGGCUCUCUGGGAGGGGCGGUCGAACGCUCACGUCAAAGGUGACUACCAGAGGAUCGGUGACGUGAUGCUGAAGAACAUGUGUGCUCUUAAGGAAUUCACCAGCUACCUGCAGAAGCACGACGAGGUGCUAACGGAGCUAGAGAAAGCCUCCAAGAGGAUAAAGAAGCUGGAGACGGUCUACAAAGAGUUUGAGCUGCAGAAGGUUUGCUACCUGCCGCUGAACACGUUCCUGCUCAAACCCAUCCAGCGCCUCAUGCACUACAAGCUCAUCCUGGAGAGACUCUGCAAGCACUACUCUCCUGCUCACCGUGAUUAUGAAGACUGUAAAGAAGCGUUGAAGGAAGUAGCGGACAUAGCCACCCAGCUCCGGAGCAGUCUCAUCCGGCUGGAGAACUUCCAGAAGCUGACGGAGCUGCAGAGAGACCUGAUCGGGAUCGAGAACCUAACGGCUCCGGGCCGGGAGUUCAUCCGAGAGGGCUGCCUGUACAAACUCACCAAGAAGGGACUGCAGCAGAGAAUGUUCUUCCUGUUCUCAGACAUGCUCCUCUACACCAGCAAAGGUGUCACGGCAACCAAUCAGUUCAAAGUGCAUGGACAGCUGCCACUUCACAGCAUGAUUGUUGAGGAAAGUGAGAACGAAUGGUCAGUGCCGCACUGCUUCACCAUUUACUCUGCUCAGAGGACCAUCGUGGUGGCUGCCAGCUCUAAGGUGGAGAUGGGGAAAUGGAUCGAGGAUCUGAAUAUGGCCAUCGACCUGGCUAAGAAGUCUCAGGAGAAAUCUGGCGUCUUCCUCAGCACCGGCCUCAACGAUCACUCCAACAGAUCAUCUGAUGAGGUUUCUCUGGAGCAGGAGUCGGAGGACGACAUGAACUCCUCCCGCACUUCCCUCGACAAGCAGACGCAUCACCGUGCCAACACAACCAUGCAUGUGUGCUGGCACCGCAACACCAGUGUGUCUAUGUCUGAUCACAGCCUGGCCGUGGAGAACCAGCUGUCAGGCUACCUGCUGAGGAAGUUUAAGAACAGCAACGGCUGGCAGAAACUCUGGGUCGUCUUCACCAACUUCUGCUUGUUCUUCUACAAGACCCACCAGGACGACUUCCCCCUGGCCAGCCUGCCGCUGCUCGGCUACACGGUCAGCACCCCCGACGAGUCGGACAGCAUUCACAAGGAGUACGUCUUCAAGCUGCAGUUCAAGUCGCACGUUUACUUCUUCAGAGCUGAGAGCGAGUACACCUUUGAGAGAUGGAUGGAGGUGAUCAAGAGUGCGGCGAGCACCACGGGCCGGAUGAGCCUGCUCAUACCUAAAGGUGGUGCUGUGGAGAUCAAUGGAAGCUAAAUGAAGCAUUAUGCAUCCUGAGGCUGGGCCUCUGGGAAAAAUCACAUUUGUUAUUUCUAAGUUUGGUUUUUGAAGAAUAACAACUGGAGACUGAAAGAUACUGCCAGAUUGCGUGUUUAUGUUUUCAGCUUCUUUCUAAAAUGUGUGCAUUUUUGUUUUCCUUUUAGGUAUAUAAAUAAUAACAAACAUCUCAGUAUAAGGGAUAUAAUGAAAGGGAGGUGUGUACAUUAUGAUCUAUUUUUGUGACCCUCCCCCCUUUUUUUUUGCAUGUGUAGUACCCAGUUUGAUUUUUUUUUUUACACAAACUGAAAGUAAAUCCAGUUUUAUGGGACCAGCCACAUUUUAAAGGGCUUAAGUUUUCCGCUUUUGAAAAGGUCAUCACGCAUGACGACUGAAGCUUCACUUGGUACAUGUUUGGGAUGCGGAUGAAGCGCGGCAUGUGGGACAUGAAGGUACAGCUGGGAUGUGCCCUGCGUUGUAUUUCAGGGUGAGCCGAGACGUGGUUGAGAAAGUCACAGUCAUGUCGAACAGUUGGUCGUCGGGGACGAGAGGUUUGGAGGUUGCUGCUCUGCUGACUCAGACUGUGCAACUAAUAUUGCUGGAAAUAGGAGGAUGGAUUCAGUGUGUCUGUUUCUUAACAGAAUAACAGAGUUUCAGUUGUUUACAGGGUAGAUGUUCUGCUUUAUGCCUCAGAUUAAGCUGCAUUAUUGUCAAUUUGGUGCUAUAUUUCUCUCCCAGCUAUCGACUAAUGAAAUCUAUCCUGUUUUAGUUUACAUAGGGAUAACAUCUCAGCAGCAUACUGAGCAGAGUUAUCUAAGUGUGAAGGUUUUCCCUCUAAUGAAGCAGAAGAACAUGUUGAGCUCCUCUUAUCAAGCUGUUUUAGAUAAACAGGAGUUGAUGAGGUAUGACUGACUGAACAGCUGAUUUAGUUUGGUAAGAGGAAUAAUGGUAUUGUUUGGUUUAUAUAUUUUCUGUGAAGACUGGAAUCUUUAUACCCUCUGUGUGUAUGUGAGUGUGUGUUUGUGUGUGUGUGAGGAGGGGAGGUACUAUCCAUGUACUCUUACACCUCCGCCUCUGGGGCCUCAGAAGAAUGUGACAGAGGCCAUCUCCUGCCCGCUACCCAUUUCUGCAUGUGUAUGAACCUGUUGCCCAGGUAACCAACACCUAUGUCUCACCUAUUUAUUGUCGUCAGCCGUGUUUCUGAAUGCCCUCGUGUAGACUUCAUGUUAUUCCACUGAAAACGUAACAAAUAAAACUGAAUUUGACUGAU
Messenger RNA from Gambusia affinis (western mosquitofish), 4649 nucleotides. It is a transcript of the gene farp2, whose product is annotated as FERM, RhoGEF and pleckstrin domain protein 2. The coding region runs from base 212 to 3379 and encodes 1055 amino acids. Gene Ontology annotation, cellular component: cytoskeleton. The record is from RefSeq and is a predicted model, not a curated record. Gene Ontology annotation, molecular function: cytoskeletal protein binding; guanyl-nucleotide exchange factor activity. The transcript is spliced from 27 exons. Lineage: Eukaryota; Metazoa; Chordata; Actinopteri; Cyprinodontiformes; Poeciliidae.